Syngnathus typhle (broad-nosed pipefish) is the source of this 7375-nucleotide messenger RNA. RefSeq names its product calcium channel, voltage-dependent, P/Q type, alpha 1A subunit, a (gene cacna1aa). The transcript is spliced from 47 exons. Gene Ontology annotation, molecular function: high voltage-gated calcium channel activity. Gene Ontology annotation, cellular component: neuronal cell body; membrane; voltage-gated calcium channel complex. Gene Ontology annotation, biological process: calcium ion import across plasma membrane; chemical synaptic transmission. The record is from RefSeq and is a predicted model, not a curated record. NCBI's taxonomy places the organism in Eukaryota, Metazoa, Chordata, Actinopteri, Syngnathiformes, Syngnathidae. Bases 386 to 7375 code for a protein of 2329 amino acids.
GGAUGAAUUGAGGUCCGAUUUUUAAUCUGAAUGCUUUUGAACCAGCAGUUUGUGAGAGAAAGGUAGGCUAGACCUUAGACCAACUAAAGGCAGGUCUAAGUUGUGGCUCAGGCGGACCAAUUCUGUGCUCAUCCACAGCUGAAGUAGCAGUGUUAACAGCCAAAGACAUUUGGCGCACCAGAGCAGUUCCAUGUUGUUGGUCUUAUUUCGCCAUGUCGCUCUAUCCGCCACUCUCCCUUCAGACGUUAUGUACACGGAGCCAAAUGGUGAUGUCACAAGAAAUCAGUCCAUGGGGCAUGGUGGUGUGCCACAAUGCAUUUGUGUGCUGUGUGUGUUUUUAUGAUUUUUUUUCCCUUAACUGACGUCCCUCACUCCAUUUGAGUGGAUGAUUCUCGCCACCAUCAUUGCCAACUGCAUCGUCCUGGCGCUGGAGCAACACUUGCCUGACGGUGACAAGACGCCGCUGUCCGAACGUCUGGACGCCACGGAGAUGUAUUUCAUUGGGAUCUUCUGUUUUGAAUCCGGUAUCAAAAUCUUGGCCCUUGGGUUUGCCUUCCACAAGAACUCGUACCUGAGGAACGGAUGGAACGUCAUGGAUUUUGUGGUGGUGCUCACAGGGAUUCUAUCCACUGUGGGCUCCGAUUUUGACUUGCGGACCCUCAGAGCUGUCCGAGUCUUGAGGCCCCUCAAACUGGUCUCGGGUAUUCCUAGCUUACAGGUGGUGCUGAAAUCCAUCAUGAAGGCCAUGAUUCCUCUGCUCCAAAUUGGCCUCCUGCUUUUCUUCGCCAUCCUCAUGUUCGCCAUCAUCGGCUUGGAGUUUUACAUGGGCAAAUUCCACACCACCUGCUUCGACAAUCACACAGGGGAGAUCCGAGAAGAGUUCCCAUGCGGGACGGAACCUCCGUCGCGAUUGUGUCCGGAGGGUACCACGUGUCGAAAGUACUGGCUCGGUCCAAAUUACGGCAUCACCCAGUUUGACAACAUCCUUUUCGCCAUCCUCACCGUCUUCCAGUGUAUCACCAUGGAGGGCUGGACGGAACUGCUCUACUAUAGCAACGAUGCCUCAGGGAGCGCAUGGAACUGGAUGUAUUUCAUCCCCCUUAUUAUCAUCGGCUCCUUCUUCAUGCUCAACCUGGUGCUGGGUGUGUUGUCCGGGGAGUUUGCCAAAGAGAGAGAGCGGGUGGAAAACAGAAGCGAGUUCCUAAAGCUGAGAAGGCAGCAGCAGAUUGAAAGGGAACUCAAUGGUUACUUGGAAUGGAUCUGCAAAGCUGAAGAGGUUCUCUUGGCAGACGAUGAAAAUGAAAAUGAUUACGAUGGCUCCCGCAGGAGAGCCACCAAGAACCACAAGAGCAAAGCUGAGCUUCUCAACCCGGAGGAGGGGGAGGGAGAUCUGGCAGUUGCUUCGCCGUUUGCCCGCGCUAGCUUAAAAAGCUCCAAGCUUGAAGUGUCAACUUUCAAGAGGAGAGAAAGGCGCUUGCGCUUUUUAAUCAGGCACAUUGUAAAGUCGCAGGCCUUCUACUGGACUGUUCUGUGUUUGGUGGGACUCAACACGCUGUGUGUGGCUGUCGUGCACUACGACCAGCCGGAACCACUCUCCGAUUUUUUAAAUUACGCCGAAUUUCUCUUCCUGGGAAUAUUCCUGACGGAGAUGUUUGUCAAGAUGUACGGUCUGGGAAAGCAGGCUUACCUCAACUCUUCUUUCAACUGCUUCGACUGCAUCGUGAUCUGCGGCAGCAUAUUUGAAGUGCUGUGGUCUUUUAUCCAACCGGGCACAUCAUUCGGCAUCAGUGUUUUACGAGCUCUCAGGUUAUUGAGGAUCUUCAAGGUCACCAAGUAUUGGGCGUCUUUACGGAACCUUGUCGUGUCUUUGCUCAACUCCAUGAAGUCCAUUAUCAGCUUGCUCUUCCUCCUCUUCCUCUUCAUAGUUGUCUUUGCCCUACUGGGAAUGCAGCUCUUCGGAGGACAGUUUAAUUUUGAAAAUGGAACUCCUUCAACUAACUUUGAUACCUUCCCGGCAGCAAUAAUGACAGUGUUUCAGAUUCUGACUGGUGAAGACUGGAACAUGGUGAUGUACUCUGGCAUUAAGUCUCAGGGCGGCGUCAACAAGGGGAUGGCCUUCUCCAUCUUCUUCAUUGUGCUUACACUUUUUGGCAACUAUACUCUGCUGAAUGUCUUCUUGGCUAUCGCUGUGGACAAUUUGGCGAACGCACAGGAGCUAACCAAGGAUGAGCAAGAGGAGGAGGAGGCUGCCAGUCAGAAGAUCGCAUUGCAGAAAGCCAAGGAGGUAGCGGAAGUCAGCCCCCUUUCAGCUGCCAACCUCUCCAUAGCAGCCAACAAAGUACACAGUGAUUAUCACAACGCUACUGACUCCUUACUGGACUGUAAGGAGCAGCAGAAGAACCACAAUAAGGGAAUCAAUAAGUCCGUGUGGGAGCAGCGCACCAAGGAGCUGAGGAAACAGACCCUGGCGUCCAGCCGAGAAGCCCUCUACAAUGAGCUGGACCCCGAAGACCGCUGGAAGGCAAGGGCAGGGAGGGAGGAACAAAACAAUGUCAACUACUCACGCCACGUCCGACCAGAUAUGAAAACUCACCUGGAUCGACCUUUGGUGGUUGACCCCCUGGAGAACCGCAACAACAACACCAACAAGAACACCGACAACAAUCCGGACCUCUGCUUCAGCCAGAAGCAUCCCGCCGACGACGGCCACGGAGCUCAAGGAGUCAAAGCUCCUCUCGAGCGAGGCGAGUCCACCGAGAGUAGGCGGAGCCGGAAAAGUACGCACCACCAUCGUGGCUCCCAUGCGCGCUUGGAUACGACUGUCAUCGCCGGGCCGGGGUCGGAAGAGAGGCCCGCUAGGCGCCAUCAUCAUAAUCGCAGCGGAAGUCGGGGGACGGGCCAGUCGGAACACCGGAAACCCAGAUUGCGUCGCAAGAACGAUGACGACGACGACGACGGUCGAGAAGGAAGCGGGAAAGCCGCGAGACGCAAGAGCAAGGGCGUCGACGGAGGCGGGGAGGGAGGAGAGAAGGUAGCGGCCGGUGACGGAAGCGAGAAGAGGCCCAGAAGGAAUCGCCAUAGCAACCAGAUGGAAGGAGAAGGGAAGAAGACGUGCCAGCGUCGACGCAAGGAUGGGAGUGUUCUGAACCUGUCCACCACAAGGCCCAUCCAGAAGAGGCUGUCCAGGCAGGACAGCGAAGAUAUGGACAACCUCAUGAACACCAAACUGGUUUCCGGCUCCAACGAGCAGCCCGCAAAUCCCGGCUUCGAAUCCGCCCUGCAGCUCGCCCAAAGCGCCACAAGAGGGAGCUUAGUCCGAUUGGACGGCUACGGGAACGUGGCGCAUCGGCGCGCCAACAACGCGCCCCACCUGGACCACACAGUGGUGGACAUGCCGGUUUUUCCAUCCGCCAACGCCAUCCUGCAGGUCAAUAAAAAUGCAAACACCGAGCCGCUACCAGCCAAGGAGGACAAGGACGAUGACGACGACGCAAAGGGAGGUGACGGGGGACCCAAGCCCAUGCCCCCCUUCACCUCCAUGUUCAUACUGAGCACCACCAACCCGUUUCGCCGGGCCUGUCACUACAUCUGCACGCUGCGCUACUUUGAGAUGUGUAUUCUGCUGGUCAUCGCCAUGAGCAGCAUCGCCCUUGCCGCCGAAGACCCCGUCUGGCCCGAUUCCGCUCGCAACAAUGUCCUGCGCUAUUUCGACUACGUCUUCACGGGGGUCUUCACCUUUGAGAUGCUAAUUAAGAUGGUGGACCUGGGCUUGGUCUUGCAUCAGGGCUCUUAUUUCCGUGAUUUGUGGAACAUCCUGGACUUUAUUGUGGUUAGUGGCGCGCUGGUGGCCUUCGCCUUCACGGGGAGCAGCAAAGGGAAAGAUAUCAGCACCAUCAAGUCUCUGAGGGUGCUGAGAGUGCUGCGGCCACUCAAGACCAUAAAGCGCCUUCCCAAACUCAAGGCUGUUUUUGACUGCGUGGUGAACUCUCUGAAGAACGUCCUCAACAUUCUGAUCGUCUACCUUCUCUUCAUGUUCAUCUUUGCCGUGGUGGCCGUGCAGCUUUUCAAGGGACGUUUCUUUCACUGCAGCGAUGAAUCCAAAGAAUUUGAGCGGGACUGCAGAGGCGAGUUUUUGGUGUACGGGCGGGAUAACGAAGUGAAGGCGCAGAAGCGGGAGUGGAAGAAAUACGAUUUCCACUACGACAACGUGGCUUGGGCCCUGCUCACGCUCUUCACCGUCUCAACCGGAGAGGGCUGGCCCGAGGUGCUGAAACAUUCCGUGGACGCCACUUACGAGAAUCAGGGCCCCAGCCCGGGAUACCGGAUGGAGAUGUCCAUCUUUUAUGUGGUGUAUUUUGUGGUCUUCCCUUUUUUCUUUGUCAAUAUCUUCGUGGCUCUCAUCAUCAUCACCUUCCAGGAGCAGGGUGACAAAAUGAUGGAGGACUAUAGUUUAGAAAAGAAUGAGAGAGCUUGUAUCGAUUUUGCCAUCAACGCCAAGCCUUUGACUCGCCACAUGCCCAAGAACAAGCUGAGCUUUCAGUACCGCAUGUGGGAGUUUGUGGUGUCGCCGCCGUUUGAGUACACCAUCAUGGCAAUGAUUGCGCUCAACACCAUUGUCCUUAUGAUGAAGUAUGAUGGAGCUUCAGAUACCUACGAAGCUGUGUUGGCCAACCUCAACAUUGUGUUUACCUCACUGUUCUCCAUGGAAUGCGUACUCAAGAUUAUUGCCUUUGGAGCACUGAAUUAUUUUAAAGACGCCUGGAACAUUUUCGACUGUGUGACUGUUCUAGGCAGCAUCACUGACAUUCUGGUUACGGAACUCGGGAAUAACUUCAUCAACCUGAGUUUCCUGAGGCUGUUCAGGGCAGCUCGCCUCAUCAAGCUGCUGAGGCAAGGAGAAACCAUUCGGAUCUUGCUCUGGACCUUCGUUCAGUCCUUCAAGGCUUUGCCUUACGUUUGCCUCCUUAUUGCCAUGCUCUUCUUCAUCUACGCCAUCAUUGGGAUGCAGCUCUUUGGGAAUAUCGCCAUCGAAGAAGACGGAGAAGGUGCCAUCGACCAACAUAACAACUUCAGAACCUUCGUUCAGGCUCUCAUGCUGCUCUUCAGGAGCGCCACAGGGGAGGCGUGGCAUGAGAUCAUGCUAGCAUGUUUAGGGGGCAAGGAUUGCGACGAGCUAGCUGGGAAUCCGGAGCCCGAAUGUGGCAGCCAAGUGGCUUACCUCUACUUUGUCUCGUUCAUCUUCUUCUGUUCAUUUUUGAUGCUGAAUCUGUUUGUGGCCGUCAUCAUGGACAACUUUGAGUACUUGACGAGAGAUUCUUCCAUACUUGGACCUCACCACUUGGAUGAGUAUGUCAGGAUAUGGGCCGAGUAUGAUCCUGCCGCCUGCGGGCGCAUUCAUUAUAAGGACAUGUACAGUUUAUUACGAGUUAUCGACCCGCCUCUGGGCUUAGGCAAGAAAUGCCCCCAUAGGGUGGCCUGCAAGAGACUGCUCCGCAUGGAUCUGCCCGUGGCUGACGACAACACGGUCCACUUUAAUUCCACCCUCAUGGCUUUGAUCCGGACGGCGCUGGACAUCAAGAUCGCCAAGAUUUCUGAAGGUGGUAUUGACAAGCACCAGAUGGAUGCAGAGCUGAGGAAAGAGAUGAUGGCAAUCUGGCCCAAUCUCUCCCAGAAGCAUCUGGACUUGCUGGUUACUCCCCAUAAGUCGACAGACCUGACAGUUGGCAAAAUCUAUGCUGCCAUGAUGAUCAUGGAGUACUACCGGCAGAGCAAGACCAAGCGCUCGCAGGCACUCCGGGACGAGCAGCGCGUGGAACCGCCUUCCCCCAGCCAGGACGGGGCCCCGGCCCUCAACAACGCGCUCCCUCCACCUGAGACGACCGACGCAACGAGCAGCCUCCCGGUGGAAAGAAGGGUGCCGGAGAGCCACUCGUGGGUCACGGCUCGUGCUCAGGAGAUGUCCCAAAAGGUCGGAAGCUGGAGUCCUGAAGAUGGCCUGGGAAGCAUGACCACCUCCCAGACGGUAGAGAUGAGAGAGAUGGGGCAGGAUGGUUACUCGGAUACUGAGCACUUUCCACCAAUGGAAGGCCACGGCAGGGCCGCUUCCAUGCCCCGCCUACCAGGCGACAACCAAACCAUCAGCGACAACAGCCCCAUGAAGCGCUCGGCCUCCUCGCUAGGUCACAGCAGGUCGGGACGUGGCAGCAGAGACAAGGGAGGCCCGGACGUCUACGACGCCGCCGAGCGCGUCAUACCCGAGGAAGGUCGGCCUUCCAGGCACGGGCACAGGAGAAAAGAACGCGGUCAUCGGGCCUCCGAGAGGUCGCUGAGUCGCUACGCGGAGGCUGACGCAGACGCCCAGUCAGGUGACCUGAUGUCCAGGGACAGGGAUCGGGAUCGGGACAGAGAUCGUGGCCGCUCCAAAGACCGCAAGCACCAUCACCAUCAUCACCACCAUCACGGUUCCGUGGACAAAGAACGUUACGCGGCAGAGCGAGGCGGCGAUUACGCCCGCAAGCAUUCUCGUGACAGAGAGCCCGACAGGGAACGAGAACGGGACCCGCGAUGGUCGCGAUCCCCCAGCGAGGGUCGCGACUGCAUCGCACACAGACAGGGCAGUAGUUCGGUCAGUGGAAGUCCUGUUCCAUCAACCUCGGGGACUAGCACGCCGCGCCGAGGCCGCCGUCAGUUGCCUCAGACGCCGGCGACGCCCCGCCCCCACGUUACGUACUCCCCCGUAGUCCGUAAGGUCGUGCCCUCGCAAGCGGCGGGGCGGGCUCCGGCCCCCGCGCCCCGCCGAUUAUCUCCGGAAGCCCCCCAAAGUCAGGUCCCUAUGGGUGGCGUUCCGCCGGGCCACCACGGCGUGCCCCGCCAGGGUCAUCACCCGCCGCUCCGUUGGGCGGACGCAGACGGAGGCUCCAUAGAAGGCGACGGCUGCUUUCACAACCAAAACUACGUGCCCCACCACGAAGCGCCCGCUCACGAGCCGGGCGUCAACCCCCACCCGCACCCUUUGGCCGGCCACCCACUGCCACCUCCUCCCCAAGGGCAGCCACGCAACCUGCACCCCCUCCCCCCUCCCAACCCUCACCCCCUCCCCUUGCCGCCACACCCCCAGCCAAACCGUACCUCGGCGAGGACCGUCCACCACGUGCCCCCUUCAGCCAACGCCGCCACGCCCCAUCAGGGCCAAGUGCAGCCGGGCGUCCAGCGCCGCCUGCCCAACGGUUACCGCUCUUCGUCACCUUCCACACAUCUCCACGGACCCCAACAUAGCGGGCCUCACAAGGUCCCGCCCCCAGGGGGACACCCUAGAGGACCCCGCAAGGGUCUGCAUGAACCCUACUGCGAGAAGGAGCAGGACGACUGGUGCUAG